This is a messenger RNA of Pichia kudriavzevii, 2823 nucleotides long. RefSeq lists its product as uncharacterized. Gene Ontology annotation, biological process: protein phosphorylation. NCBI's taxonomy places the organism in Eukaryota, Fungi, Ascomycota, Pichiomycetes, Pichiales, Pichiaceae. Gene Ontology annotation, molecular function: ATP binding; protein kinase activity. The transcript has a single exon. The record is from RefSeq and is a predicted model, not a curated record. The coding region runs from base 1 to 2823 and encodes 940 amino acids.
AUGGGAAAUAAGAGGGAUAUAUCAACGCAGUACAAGCUUUUGGAAAUCAUUGGAAGGGGGAAGUUUGGAACUGUCCACAAAGGGUACAAUGUUGACACCAAACAGGUGGUUGCUAUUAAAAUAUUGAAUCUGGAUACCGAUCAUGAAGAAGUUAAGGAUAUACAACAGGAAAUUCAGUUUCUCUCCUCCCUGAAAAGCGUCCCCAACAUAACGCAUUAUUAUGGGUCAUAUUUGAAAGGUCACAAGUUGUGGAUUUUAAUGGAUUAUUGUGCUGGAGGUUCGGUUCGUACCUUGUUGAAACCAGGACCUCUACAGGAGAAAUACAUCUCCGUCAUUACCAGGGAACUUUUGAUUGCCCUGCAGUUUAUUCAUGAACAUAACGUUAUUCACAGAGAUAUUAAGGCUGCAAAUAUACUAAUAAGCAAGGAAGGUAGGGUGAAGUUGUGUGACUUUGGUGUUGCCGCCCAACUGUCUUCAACUGCCUUGAAAAGAACAACCAUGGCUGGAACCCCUUAUUGGAUGGCUCCUGAGGUCAUCACAGAGGGCGCCACAUACAAUGUCAAAGCAGAUAUCUGGUCCACCGGUAUUACAAUAUAUGAAAUGGCCACCGGGAAUCCUCCGUACAGCGAUAAAGAUGCCUUGAGAGCAAUGCAAUAUAUUACCCAGCAUGAGCCACCCAGACUAGAAGGUAGGCAAUAUGGUCCCCUGUUGAAGGAGAUCAUAUCUAUUUGUUUGGAAGAAAAACCAGAUGUCAGGCCCUCGGCUGAAGAAUUGCUCAAAACCAAAUUUAUCAAAAAUGGAAAGGGGUACCCUACUACCCUAAUUAAAGAGGUGAUUGGUAAGUAUUUAGUCUGGAGAGAUAAUAGGGCUGAAAAUAACUCUCAUGAAGAUAGUCCAAAUGGUAACACAGAUAGGGAACCUACCAAUCCAAAUGAAGUUGGAAGACCAAUCAAUGAUAACAACAUCAACGGAGAUGGCCUCACGGAGCUUGAAAUGUCAUCUACAGUGUCUAUCGCUGAGACUACCACAAGCCAAGGAGAAGGGGAGAACAUUAAGUGGGAUUUUGAUUCUUUGAAGUCUGCAGAAUUCAUUUCAGAAAACAACAUACAUUUGCAUGGAGAAGAAACCAGUAAAUUUGAAGAUUUUGCAUUUGAAGCUAACAUGAACACAAACAGAGAAUUUACUACCUCGCCUUAUAACAGGACAUUUACAAUAGGUAACACAAUGAUCAAUAAUGGAAUUUCCAACAAUAAACACCUGAUAAAUACAGCCACAACCAACCAAUUGGAUUCUAUAAUCAACUCUCAGGUGGAACUGCCAAGUAUGAGAGAACCACCAAAGGCACUAUUAGAAUUAUUCAUGGAGGAUGCAGAAUAUACUGGUACUAGUAACAAUAAUCCAAGGAAUAACUCAAAUAAUGCCAAGGAGUAUAAUAACGGAUAUCCUGAUUACGACCAAAACCCCUUGGCUGAUUUGAACAUGAAGAAAGUCGAAAAGCCCAUCAGCAUUUCAAAUCCUCCACAGAGUGAACCAUCCAUACCGUCUCGCCAGCAAAUCAGCUCUCCUUUAGUCUCGAUCGAGAUUCCUAACAUGGAUGUAAUAGAAAACGAAAUACAAGAAAGGGAGAAGCAAAGGUCAAGAUCGGCGACUGUCAAUUUGAUGCCUAAUUCACAUAAUAAUAGUAAUGUAACUCUCAAUCCAAGUUUGCCGAAAGUUGAGUCUUUUAUAUCUGAUCAACCAUUACCAGUGAGGAAACCUACUAUGUCUAUGCCACACAGAACACCAUCUCCAGCCAGAGCUUUAGAGCAACUAAAUACAAACUUACAAUCAUCGCCAUCAAAGCAAUCGAGCCCACUCCAUAUGAAGCCAUUGUCUGUCACAAUUUCGCAACCGUUACUUCAACCUUUAAAUAAUUCCUCAAAUAAAAACAAGUUGCAGAUCAACUUAGCAAGUAUUCCAAACAAUAAAAGUGCAACUUCUUCGGGCCCACAAACUGCACCAAUUACCAGUUCAACGAAUGCUGAACUUUUGGAUUCUUCAAUUAGACAAAGAUCGCAAAUGAGAAUCCAAAUGCCUGUACCUGUUUCUGCUACUGUUGGUUCCUUUAGUAAUGUAUUUAAAGAAAAUAAUACAAGGCAAGGCUCUGAGGGCACAGAUGUAAAUCAAUUUGGAUUUGAAGUGAAUUCAUCGUCAAUCCCACUAGCGAUGACACCUGUCACUGAGAAACCAUUUUUUCCCAAUAAUACCACGACUCCUGAGAAAGAAUUGUCAAGAGGUGAAAGCAAUCCUUCCCAUGGCUCAAAAAUCAGUAGCUUCACUUCAACAUCAAAUUCUCAACUUUCAAAGCCCUUUGAACGCAAAUCAUCCAUGGAAUCAAGCCUCAAAUACCAACCAUUUUCAUUGCAAUCGACUGCGUCAGUGGAUAACCACUAUUUUUCCAACCAGCAUAGUGAUAAUGACAAGAAUACCUCCAUUGAAUCUGAUGAUUAUGAAAAAGCAGAUGUUACGCUGACUAACGAAAAUAUUUCAAGCAAUGAAAAUGCAGUUACAGGAUUAGGUAUGACGACAUUGAAUGAUAGUAACAAAGCAGUUUCGCAAAAGAACAUUUCAGAACAGCAUAAUUUCUUAGCACAAGAUAAACUACAUGACAUCCUCACCAAUACAUAUAUGGACAUCAAUAUAAUAUCAGGAUUUGGAUUGAGUAUCAAUGGUUCUGAAAAUGAUGAUGAGAAACAAACAAAUGAAAUUUAUACAGCUGAAAUUGAUAAUUUAUUAAGGAACAUGGGGGAUGUGUUGGAUAUAUUGAUCACUGGUUUAAGAUGA